GAGAGACAGAGGGUGGAGGACAGACAGGCGGAGAGAAGAGAGAGAGGGUGGAGGACAGACAGGCCAGUAAAAGAUUUCUUACACCGUUUUGUUGACGAGGCGACCAGCAAAACAUCAGUGCAUAGUUCACCAUGGCCCAGAACCAGGUGAUCCUGCAGUUCCACUUUGCCACAUAUGGUGACUCCAUGCUGCAGAAAAUGAACCUUCUUCGGCACCAGCGACGCUUCUGUGACAUGACCGUACGUAUCAACCAGCUUAAAGUCCCCGGUCAUAAGGUUGUGUUUGCUGCUGGCUCAUCUUUCCUCCGAGACCAGUUCAUCCUUCAGCAGGACUCCAAUGAAGUGCAGAUCUCCAUAAACCAGGAGGCAAAGGUUGGCCAGCAGCUGCUACUGUCCUGCUACACGGGCCAACUAGAGUUUCCUGAAUUGGAGCUGGUCAACUACCUGACGGUGGCCAGCUUCCUCCAAAUGGGCCACAUUGUGGAGCAGUGUACUCAAGCUUUGAACAAGUUCAUCAAGCCACACCCUCCACACAAGAUGGAAGUCGACACCGAGCUGAAAAGAGUGGUCAAAGAGGACGGAUCGUGCUCCCAGGCUUUGAGAGAACAGGAGCACUUGCGGGAAGUGGAGAGGGUGGAGCAUGAGGAUGACGUUAGUACUGAUGACGAUGAUGAUGUCAUUAUACAGCCUAAGUCUCCUCCUCACACGUACAAUAUACAUCCUGUGCAAGAAGUGGAGGAGAGUGACAUCAGCAUAGUGAAGGUGGAGUCUGUGGAGUCGACAUUCCCGACAAGUGCCCCAGCCGCCCUGCACUCGCCCGAGCCCCAACACUCGCUCAUCAAUUCAACUGUUGACAGUCGUGGGAGUGAAAUGACGGCGCCCCCAAGCAUGCCGGGCUACCCCUUCCGUCCUCCUUCUCCGUUCAACCCUGCCGAAAAACAGAAGAGCUACGACAAACCCCUCCAGUGGUACCACCAGUGUCCCAAGUGUAGCCGCGUCUUCCGCCAGCUGGAGAAGUACGCCAACCACCUUAAGAUGCACAAGCUCUUCAUGUGCUUGCUGUGCGGAAAGACCUUCACGCAGAAGGGCAACCUGCACCGGCACAUGCGGGUCCACGCGGGCAUCAAACCCUUCCAGUGUAAGAUCUGCGGGAAGACCUUCACCCAGAAGUGUUCUCUGCUGGAUCACCUGAACUUGCACAGCGGGGACAAGCCUCACCGCUGUAACUACUGCGACAUGAUGUUCGCUCACAAGCCCGUUCUCCGCAAGCACCUCAAGCAAAUCCACGGCAAGAACAGCUUUGACAACGCAAACGAAGGCAACUCGCACGACUGUGGGCCUGAAGAGAAUGACACCAGUGGGCCGUUUAUCAGUCAGUCUAACAAUUACGAGACAGACUUAAGAUACGAUUUGAGACACUGUCUGGAUGAGACCGUAUAAAAACAGAGAAACUAAGUGUCACAAUGAUGAGAAGAGACCACCUUAGAAUACACUAUUUUAAAAGACGGUGGUCUGUUAAUGGAGUAGAAUGUUCAGUUAGUGAGGUAGAUCUAUUUCUACUCUUAAGCAUUGACCGUGAUCUUGGCAUACCUUGUCACUAGGGGUGUAACGGUACGUGUAUUUGAAUUGAACCGUUUCGGUACGGGGGUUCCGGUUCGGUGCGGAGGUGUUUCGAACGAGUUUCCACACGGACAUAUUAAGUUGCGUAAUGCACGUUGUGUAAACAAUGCACACCACACGGCAUGCUAGCAGCUAACGGGCUACGAUAGACUGACCAUACAUUCUCUUUUCACCGGACAUGUCCUCUUUUGCGGAGCUGUCAGGGCGGAGUUUCUUAAAUGCCUCAAAUGUCCGGCAUUUUGAGUUAGGGUUACGUGUAUUUUCAAUGUACGUCCAGGGUUAAGAAGGGGUUAAAAACAAAACAAAUUGCGUGCGCAGCAGCAUUGGUGAGGGAGGGGCAGAGAGAGCGAGAGAGUUAUGAUAAACGCGCAUGCGUCGCCAGGCUCUGCUUUUUAUUCAUAGAUUUAUCAGAUUAAAUUUUUUAUUAUCUAUAGCAGGGGUGUCAAAAGUGUGCCCCGGAGGCCAUUUGCGGCCCACAGCUAAUGUUUUAAAGGCCCACGGCACAUUCUAAAAAUACUAUUAAAAUAAACAAAAACAUAUCAAAAGUGAAUAAAAAAGCUUAAAGGUUAAAUGUAAUUUAGAAAAAGUUGCAAUGUUGACUAAUAAAACAAAGCUGUUUUUUUUUUUUUUUCAAACUGUCAUUGCUCAAAACAUAAUAUUGAAUCAAAAUCAAUGUUAUUAUGAAUUAUUGCCCUAUCCAAGGUUCCCAUUACUUCACAUCAAAUAUUCCACUAAGAAAAAUAUUUUUGGUGGAAGAUUUUGCAAAUUUGGUAAAUAAAUAACCCAAAAAUGUAUAUUUUGUCGUUUUCUUACUGUACCGAAAAUGAACCGAACCGUGACCUCGAAACCGAGGUACGUACCGAACCGAAAUGUUUGUGUACCGUUACACCCCUAAGAAGAACGUUCAGUUAGUGAGGUAGAUCUAUGUCUACUCUUAAGCAUUGACCGUGAUCUUGGCAUACCUUGUCACCCCUCCAGUUUUUUUUCCAAAGGUAACUGAUGAAUUUCCCAGCACCCUUGCGUCUUAACAGUUUCCUGUAUUUUAACUUUCAUGGGUGAAAAAAGUCCACUCUGUUACUGCUGGAUCAGCACAACGAGGGCAUUAGCGACAACACAAAGACAAAUCCUUCAAAACAAAAGCAAACCAAUAAAACAACAUACUUGCACCACAGUAAGCAGUAAGUAGAUCAGAAUGUCCCUUAUUUUGCAGAAAUGUUACCUUAUUUUCAAACGCUGAUGUUGUCAGCUAUGAAUUUUGCACAGAUAUUUACUUUUGGAGACAUACGCGUUUCAAUUUUUUGUGAUUACAGGAAUACCACUUGAACAAAAACUUUAGAUUUAACACUGAAGGCCUGAUCUACUAAGAUUCCAAAGACCACACACUAAACAGAGCGUGCUAACUAUAAAAUUCUGUGUACCAGGGUUGUAAUGAUGACUGCGUUCAAACUUCCGGUGGUUAAUAUUACCAUUUCAACAUCAAAUUAUCGAAAAACUGUAAUUGAUGACUGCACUUUAAAAUAUUAUGGACUGACUGGUGCCAGCUUAAAUGCUGAGACUUUAUUGUAUUUCCCCAUUAAGAAACGAUGCACCCCAAUCUAAACUUGUAUAAACACAUUGCUGUCUGAGCAACUAAGCUAUUUAAUUGUGCACAUUGAACCUACAAGCUAUGCUCUGGUAGAGGGAUCGUUCUGUACUCAGAUUAUUACGAGACAAAAGUGUUUUUUAUAGUGCGUUCAAACACCGCUGAACAGAGUUGGACACCACAACACCCACCAGAAAUAAUAAGUAAUUAUAGCAACGGACUGUAUUUGUUACGCACUUUUCAUUUAAAUACAUCUUAAAGUGCUACGGUACAGUUAAAACAAUAAAAGCUUAGCCAUUUAAACAUAAAGUACUAAGAUUAAAACAUAUGUGUAUAAGUACUUUUUGAGCUCAUUCAGCAAUACCCAAUAAAAAUUAUAAAUGUGAUAAUUUCGGUCACGAUAACCGUGAUAAUAGAUUUUAAUAUCAUUACAUCUUUAGCGUGUACUAUAAUUGGACGUGUUGCGUGUGAUCUACUAAGACUGGGUGCACAAUUGAUAAGUGUCAGGUUCAAACACUGAUAACAUCUAUUAAACGAGACAAGAAAUAAACAGAGACAGAAUUCAAUUUGGCUCAAUUGAGGAGAAAUGUGUCGACCUGUAACCUCUAAGUGUCACCCACGCUCUGGCGAAAGAUUGUACGCCACCUCUUUUUUUGGGGGAUUUUCCCUGUUUACAUAACAGCUGUUUCUAAAGGAAUGGGGAGUAUGUAAACAAUCAUUGUUUUCGGUCACAUUAACACAAAAGAAAAAGAUGCUUCAGGCUUGGGCUGGUCCUGGCUUCAGCCUGGGCAGGUCUUCGAUGACAAUAGAUAAACCCCUCCCGUCUCCUCCCAUCGUACACAAUGGAAUUUUCCAAGCCUUUGCUUGGUGCAACAAAGACAGCCUCUUGUCUGUUCAUUGGGAACUCAGAAUGGAAAGUUUUUUUGAUAAUUUACAUACAAUUUUUCUGACAAUAAGUGCAAAAGUGGUGCAGAAAGCCUUCUUUAAAUGAGGAUUUUGUGUGUACUGUGUGGCAUUCACCAUGUUGACACUCGUUUACUGCACAUUCAUGUUAUCAUUCUCCUACUGUUUUUAAAACACGCAGUAGAAAAAUAUAAUAUGUGCCACUUUUUCUGGGCAUUUUAAAAGCAGUCCCGCAGUGCAACUACAACAGGACCCAUUUUUUAGUCUGCUGAAGGUGCACCUUGGGAGAUGCUGGCACUAAAACUGCGAGUGUGGAAUGUUUCAGAUGCAAGGAAAUGCAUAUUGCAGGAAGGUUUUUUUUUUUUUUCAUAUGUAUGAAAAAGCGCAUGAAUUGGAUGUUUUAAUCAGCCCCCUUAUGUCAUCCAGCAGCUAUAAAAUUAUGAAAUGAUAUUGCUGACUAGACAAUAUGUCUAAUAUUUUUUAUUUUUGACAGCCCAUAUAUGUUGACAAGCAUGUGUGUGACAGAGCUGCAGCGUGUUCGCCUCCUUUCUCACAGCUAUUUCUGCGCAGCUGGCAGUUUGCGUAAAAAGACGUAAAAAAGCUCCCGCAGAACAGUUUAGGUCUUGAUAAAUCACAUUUAAAUAAUUACAUUUGCGUUUUCUCCUCCAGUAUUGUGGGCGUUCUGAUAAUAAGCAUAUAUUCUGCAUAUUCAUGAAGACAGACAACAAUUGCGCGUCUUAUUUUGCUAAUUUAAGAGCCUCUUCGCACAAGGAUUUAGGAUGCUUUAUUAUUGUCCAUUUUCUUAACAUGUACAAGACACAUAAGAAUUGAAAUUACAUUUUCGGCACAGUCCCACUAAGAGCAGACAUACGUUACAGGGAGACAAGACGGGACCGCCAACGGAUCAGCCACUUACGGCGCUCCUUAAAAAAGGUGGGGAAAAGGUGAUAUUGGGAAAGUGGGGAAGAGUAAAAAAUAUCAGUCAAAGGCCGGACCCUCGGGAGGGGGUCCAGACUGAGAGUCCAAGGGAAAAAACCUAAUUUGCCAUAGCACACAUAAACAUGUUACAUAUGAUCAC
This is a messenger RNA of Entelurus aequoreus (snake pipefish), 5182 nucleotides long. RefSeq names its product zinc finger and BTB domain-containing protein 26-like. The transcript is spliced from 2 exons. Bases 132 to 1439 code for a protein of 435 amino acids. The record is from RefSeq and is a predicted model, not a curated record. Gene Ontology annotation, molecular function: RNA polymerase II cis-regulatory region sequence-specific DNA binding; protein binding; DNA-binding transcription factor activity, RNA polymerase II-specific. Gene Ontology annotation, cellular component: nucleus. Lineage: Eukaryota; Metazoa; Chordata; Actinopteri; Syngnathiformes; Syngnathidae. Gene Ontology annotation, biological process: regulation of transcription by RNA polymerase II.